AUGGGCACCGCUCGACGCCCUAUAAUUCUUUCCGAUGACCCCGACCCCAACCAUGUCUCGCUGCCCUCCUACAUCAGGCGCCACGUAAACCUCGGUUUCAACUCCAACGAUGUCGCCGCGCUCAUCAGCGCCAUUGAUUCCAGCCAGAAACCCCAACUACCGACGUUACCGCACCUCCCUGCCGAAAUUCUCCUACAUAUACUGGAACACGUACCGAUCGAUCACAUUUUGACCUGGAGGCUUGUGUGUCGCGGCUUCCGCGAUGCAAUUGAUGGCCCGGUCAUGUACGAGUGCCUAAAGAGGGCUGAGUUGAUUGGCUAUCUAGGACCUCGGGCAGGACACCCACUCGACCUAGUUAUGGAAGCGGACUACGAGCGGAUAAAGCUUGUGCGCGCAUCUUUCGAAAGACUCGAGGAUUGUACAACAACGGAGGGGAUUGCUGUGCAAGGUCGGGCGAAAUGGAGCGCGACACACGCGAUUUUUCAGCUUGAAGACGAAUGGUGGGAAUCGUUCUCGCUCAUCCGCGCCAAAUAUGACAGGAACGGCAGUUGGAAACAUCUCCUUGAGGCUCUGGAGCUUCUCAGUGAAGAAGACAGCUACGGGACAUUGAGGUGGUGCAUGAGGCUCGACAAAGCAGUCUUGGAUCUUGAAUUACCUGUGGAAGCGCUGAAGGGAUAUCUUCAGGUCGACUUACAGAACAAAAAGGUGUUGGUUGAGUGGAAGGACUUGCUUUUCCGUUUCAUAAAGACGGAGACAUUGCUCAGGACUAUGAUGGAAGAGAAACGCGACUCCGCGUUCACCUUCAGCUAUGAAGAAGAUUGCCUCAGAGCUCUCCGUCGCCAUUGCCUCCGCGCCGCGCUAGACCUGAACGACCGAUCGGACCGGCAGAUCAACUGGGCUAUGAACCUCCUCUGCCCUCUGUUUGGGCAACAACGUUACGAUCACGCGGACUCACUCUUUGGCGGUCUCGAAUACGCCGAGGACGAUGCCAUUGCUGUUCUGACCGUGCUCCGCAAAGAAGCCGCCAUGAGCCCUCGGCAGAUCGCUCAGCUCCGCCAGCUAGCUCACCACAGAAUAGCAAUGGAAGAAGAGCUAGGAAACACGGACAAGUUAUUUGGAGACUUUACCAGCGCUGUGUUCGGAAUAAGCCCAGCCCUAUGCAUCUUGUUCCAUCAGUUGCCCAAGGUUCCAUGUAAUCCUCUUGCGUGGAGCGAUGAAGUGACGGUGCGGGAGGCGGAGCGGAUACGUAUAUGGCAGACGCAAAAGAAGACAAGGCAGCAGUUGGCUGUUUUGAUGAAGGGCACUGUGGAGGCUCUUUCGCUGCCGGACGAUGCAUUUGAUGAUCUAGAGAGCGAUUUCUGA
Molecule: messenger RNA, 1362 nt
Organism: Trematosphaeria pertusa
Lineage: Eukaryota; Fungi; Ascomycota; Dothideomycetes; Pleosporales; Trematosphaeriaceae
Exons: 2
Coding region: 1-1362 (453 amino acids)
Molecular function (GO): protein binding
Source: RefSeq, a predicted model, not a curated record